AUGAAGCCCAGCACCGCAAAAGGGAGCCACAGCGACCACCACCAGAGGACGACGCCUCCCAUGCUUACCGAGGGGGAAACGGCCGUCGCCAUUGCCAAGCAGGUCAAUGGCGGCGGAGGCGGCGGCACAUCAUACCGCAGCAAAAAGUACAAGCCGAUGGUUGUGAUGGCUGCGCGGCCGGGGAUCGUCGUUGCAAACGGCUCGGGACGGCCGAGGUGGCCCUCGGGAGGACCCAACAACAGGUACGUUGCGCCGAAUGGCGUCGUCAUCGCCAACGGCUCCGGGCGGCCGUUUGACGUACGGAUGGGGCUGCUGGGCCGGAGCAAGACGACGCAGUAG
Messenger RNA from Akanthomyces muscarius, 339 nucleotides. RefSeq lists its product as uncharacterized. The coding region runs from base 1 to 339 and encodes 112 amino acids. The transcript has a single exon. The record is from RefSeq and is a predicted model, not a curated record. Lineage: Eukaryota; Fungi; Ascomycota; Sordariomycetes; Hypocreales; Cordycipitaceae.